CUGUGCCAGGAGUGGGAAGGUUAAGAAGCCCUUAGCUGAGGGCUAGGGGGCAGGUGGCAUCCUCAGGUGACCAUGGAUUUACCCCUCACUGAGAGUGAUAGGAACCAGCACCGCUGAGCCUGGAGCAUCUUCAGAGCACUUCCUGUACCUGUUCAUCUGGGGCCUCACACGGGACCAGGAAGCAGAGGACAGAAAGAGAACAAGGCACAUGUGCAUUGAACGUUCUAGAAGGAAGCAUCCCUUCUCCUCUCUUGGGCUUGGUGUGGGUGCAGGAGACAUCUGAGCUGAAGAAAUGACCCUGAGGGUGUUGGGAGUGUGGCUGCCUUCAGCUCUGCUCCUCCUGCAGGUCCCAGGCUGUGUCCCUCUGCGUGGCCCCAGCACCGUGACAGGCGCCGUGGGGGAAUCCCUGAUUGUGCGGUGUCAGUAUGGGGAGAAAUACAAGAGCAACGUCAAAUACUGGUGCAGAAGCUCGCUGCUACUGUGUGAAAAGAUUGUCAAGACCAGACCCCCAAAACAAGCUAGGAGUGGCCGAGUGUCCAUCAGGGACCAUCCAGCCACCCUCACCUUCACAGUGACCUUGGAGAACCUCGCCCUGGAGGAUGCAGGCACCUACAAGUGUGGAGUGGAUGUACCAUUUAUCAAUGGCUCCUCAGGGAUUGAUAGUUCCUUGUUGGAGAUUGUUCCCUCCUGGAGGAUUGAUGCUUCCUUCAAGAUUGUGGUGGCCGUGGUCCCAGCUAUUGUAGACCGUAUCCCUUGGAGCAGAACAAAUACCCUGGGGUCUCCCACAUCCUCACCAGUGCACACUCAGCCCAGUGUGACCACAGAGAACACAACUCCUGGUCCCAGCCUACAACCUCGGUCCUUGCUGAGCAGCAUCUACUUCCAGCUCCUGGUCUUUCUGGAGCUGUCCCUGCUCCUGAGCAUGCUCAGUGCGGUCCUCUGGGUGCACAGACCUCAGAGGUGCUCUGGGGAGAAGCGGCAUCACCCCGGUUAUGAGAAUCAGUGACGUCUGGUGACAGUGAAGCCCUGUCCAUGUCACCGCAUGCAGCUCCCCUGGUGGCAGAGGACAAUCUGUGCUGCUGAGAAAACUCUGAGAUGUCUUAGAAGAGUCUUUGUGCUGUGCCAAACACAUGAAAGAAUGUGCCCA
Messenger RNA from Arvicola amphibius (Eurasian water vole), 1147 nucleotides. RefSeq names its product CMRF-35-like molecule 4. Gene Ontology annotation, molecular function: transmembrane signaling receptor activity. The transcript has 4 exons. Gene Ontology annotation, cellular component: plasma membrane. The coding region runs from base 293 to 1006 and encodes 237 amino acids. The record is from RefSeq and is a predicted model, not a curated record. NCBI's taxonomy places the organism in Eukaryota, Metazoa, Chordata, Mammalia, Rodentia, Cricetidae.